Molecule: messenger RNA, 2833 nt
Organism: Gigantopelta aegis
Lineage: Eukaryota; Metazoa; Mollusca; Gastropoda; Neomphalida; Peltospiridae
Product: stimulator of interferon genes protein-like
Exons: 4
Coding region: 251-1030 (259 amino acids)
Biological process (GO): signal transduction
Source: RefSeq, a predicted model, not a curated record
CCCAACGAGUCAAUCGGUAGACCUUUGAUACUUUACUAAGCGUCAUCGUAACGCCCAAAGCUAAAAAUAGAUACGAUGGAAAAUCCCAGUUACUAAGUAGUAAUUUUAUUUUCUUUCUUCUGAAGGUCUUUACAUUUUAUGCAAUUUAGAAACUCAUGUUUGCAUACAAAAAAGGAUAACUUACAAGGAAUAAUCUUGUUGUAAAAAAAGAAACUAUUUUUUAAAAACAAAAAUCGUUCAAUUCCACUACAUGAUGGCAGAUGGGAACGUUAGCGAUUGUGAACCUUUGCUUUCCACUUUCGACAGUUUGACUAGCACGGAUGAUAGCUUCAGUUGUAAUUCAGAGUCGCUCCAAGGAAGAAACCCGGCCCUCGCUGUACCUAAUGGGAAAACACACCACCUGUUCUUCUCUCAUAGUUCUGACGACCAGCAAUGGGUUGAGAUGUGUAUAGAGCGACUGGAACAAGACUAUGGGAUCAAAUGUCUGUGGCCUCCAAGAGAUUUCACUCCUGGGAAGCCGAUUGUUUCUCUUAUUGAAGAUGGAAUGUCACGUGCCAUGAAAAUAGUUCUGGUUUUGUCGCCAGAAUACAUCGACAGUGGCUGGUGUUCCUACGAAAGACACCUGGCGUUUGUUUUGUCUGUCCAAGAGAGACGGAACUGCAUCAUUCCAGUGAUGCUGGAAACCUGCCCCGUACCAGACGUGCUGAGAACCGUCAACUACAUCGACGUCACCAAGGGAGAGGAUGCUGUUUGCAAAAUAAAAGACGCCCUGUACCAGCAAUGUGAACUGAAAGACAUUUUACCAAAUUUCAAUUUGCAACAUUAUCGAGAAGAGGUACGUGUAAAUGGAAUGACCACUUCAAAUGAAGCCAAAAAGGAGACACCCUCUAGAUUUUCAGGAACAGCCUGGGUUAUCCCUGGUCUGUCUCUGUAUCAACGUCAACAUCUGAUAAACAUGGGAGCACAAGUAAGAAUAAUAAUUAUGUUUAUCCAACGUACGAAAACUUACAUUUCACGGAAAAGUCUUUAAAAUCGGGAUCUUUUAAAAAAUAUAUUUUUAAAAACCCCACCCACAACCCAACAUCUUUGGGUGUUCGGGAAAGUUCGUGUCAAAUGGUAUUCUCUGCGAACAGUUUCAAGAACACUGUGCUGGUCAUACAAAUCAGAUGUGUCUCCAGGGGAGGAUAAUGAGAGCUAUAGAGAAUAACUGCUUACUGUCUUACUGCUUACAGUGGUGGACAAUAGUUUCAUGCGUGGGGAGGAGAGGUUAGAAAACAAAAUUCUGCAUGAAUGCUACUUUAAUUUCUAGUCGUGCUAUAUUGACAAUACUUAUAGUGAUUGCACGAUAAAAGUUAGCAUAUUAUAGCCCCAUUGAGCCAGUGAAACUCGCUUUGGGUUGUAGCGGUUUCCCCUUCUUUCUUCAAUAUUUCGAACACAUGCUUAAAAUAUACUGAACAGCAUUGAAAAUGCACCACCAAGAAAUGUUUGGAUUUCGAAAAGAAUACCUGAGCAAUAAAUGUUUUUGUUGUGAACAGCAACAGAUGGAUGAUUGAUAAUGACAACAACCAAAAAAGGAUGCACAAUCAUUGAUUAGUUUUAAUUCAUCUACGUAUGAAAGACACAAUGAAAAGUCAAUAGCGCGUAUGACCACCAUCUGCAGCAAGACAAGCCAUGCAACGUCUUCUCAUCGACCCGAUAAGUCGGUGAAUAGUGUUCUGGGGGAUAGCAUUCCACUCCUGCUGUAGUGCGUUUUCCAGUUCUCUAAGGUUAUUCAUUUGUGUACGACGUAAGAUGCGUUGACCAAGGUAAUCCCAAAGGUUGUCUAUUGGCAAUAAAUCAGAGAACAGUGCUGGCCAUUUAAGCAAAGGGACAUUAUUGUUCGCUAGAUACUGUGUUGUAACACGUGCUGUGUGCGCUCGGGCGUUGUCUUGCUGAAAUGUGUGCAUAGCCCGAUGCUGAUGAAAGAGGGGAACCACGUGAUUUUGCAAGACGUUAUCCCGGUAGUAAAUGGCAUUCAUUCUCCCACGGCAAACAUGUAGUGCUGUUCGGUGAUGAUAACUGAUCCCACCCCACAUCAUGACACUCCCUCCAUCGUUUAUAGCCCCAAUCAGCAUGAUUUGCACAUUCAAUUUACGUUUUCCAUGCUAUGCAUGCAAUAUGUUGUGUUUUGGUGUUGUGUUUCAUGGAGUGUUCAGGAAAUCGUUUUUGUAAGUUAUUCAUCGUCAUGCAUGGUCCACAAGGUAGUACGGUACUUAUUCAUUGAUAUUUGUAAUGCUGAUAUACGCCCCAUUCACAUUUGUUAUUAUCAACUGGUGGUGCGUUUUCAAUGCUGUUCAGUAUAUUAGUCUACAUGGACGAUGAUCGAUCCUCAUCGCUGAGCCCAUUAGGCUAUUUCUAGUUCCAGCCAGUGCACCACGACUGGUCUAACAAAGGCCGUGGCACGUACUGUCUUGCCUGUGGGAUGUUGCAUAUAAAAUAUUCCCUUGCUGCUACGCGGAAAGAGUGGGGCCAGCGAGUUUUCUCUCUCUCUCUCUCUCUCUCUCUCUCUCUCUCUCUCUCUCUCUCUCUCUCUCUCUCUCUCUCUCUCUCUCUCUCUCUCUCUCUCUCUCUUUUGAACCUGUACUGGCGUGCUAUGACAGUUGCAGUCCUCCUACAGAUGGAAUGGGAACCUUACAUUGUGGUCAUGACCAACACUACUUCUACGCACAAAGCACCUGACAGUUAAAGUUUAUUUUGUUUAACGACAUCAUUAGAGCACAUUGAUUUAUUAUUCAUCGGCUAUAGGAUGUCAAACAUUUGAUACCCGCUACAUUUGUUCCCUUUAGUAGCAAGG